AUGUCCUUUUCAAGUUCGGAAGAAUACAAGGAAUGGUUUGAAAGAAUGUGUGAGGUGCACUGCACAUCAUUUUUCUGCAGAUCGAGUGGAGCGAACCAGAAGAAACUGUUUAUGAGGUGCAACCGUUGUGAUGAAGGCAGAUCUCAGGAUGAACAACGUAUUCGUAUAACCAAGGAAGUUCGUCCUCAUUGCUCUGCUUUUGCGAACGUGCAUUUCAAUGAAGACGGUACUGUUUCCGUGGUAGCAUGCUUUGGUCACAUUGGGCACGACCUCGAUCCGGUCCUACUUCGGUGGACUGACGAUCAAAUAGAGUAUCUGAAGCUCAUGCUACAAGAGUUUUCAACAGAUUACAUAGUACACAAAAUGAGGAAGGAUCACGAAUCCAAAGACUCUAAGUUGUACUUCAUAACAAAAAGAGAUCUCUGGAAUAUUAUGGCUAAGUACAACCUAAACCCCGGACAGCGCGAUAGAGAUGAUCUCACAUCUCUGAGAAUGAGGGAGGAAGAAAGAAAUCCCGAUGACGGGAUACGUUUCUUCAAAAUGCCGGACGAUCCAACUGGAAAAGGUUUUGUUCUAGUCAUCAUCACGCCUCUCCAGCAGAAGUGGCUGGAACAGUAUGGCCAUAGGGGCAUUUCGGUCGACGAUACUCACAACGUCACCAGAUAUGCCUUGAAGUUGGCGACUGUAAUGGUUGUUGAGCGUGACCGGGGCCUACCCGCAGAAAGACCUACAGAGGCAUCAUCGGAGCCUUCAGAAAUCUGCUUCAUCGGCGAUGAAGCAACUUUUUACGCGAAGCUCACUGAGAUUUUGAUGCACCUCCGAGUCAAAGGCUGUUCGCGUCUGAUUCAGUACCUUCAACGCGAAUAUCUUGAGAGACAUGGCACUUCCGGAUCAAACCAAGAAAAGCUCAAAAGGAAGGCAAGAGUUGACUACGCUGCGGAUGUGUUGAUUAAGGCCGUGGAUGAAUUGGCGGUAGAGUUCGAGAUAACGGAUCGUAGUCAGCUCAGCUCGUUUUUCCGCGUGAGAGAGAACAACGUACAGCACAGGCUUGCUGUUCAACUGUACAAGGGAAACAUGGACAGCAUCCACAAGGUUGGAGACAUGACGUGGAAUGUAGAUGCUACGACAUCGGAGACGGUGUACCGCGUCGAAUUCGUUGAGCAGUGCACUUGUCCUGUUCAGGCCAAUACGCACUGGUUCGAUGUCAUGUAUGUCCUUAUACAGGGACCUGUUCAUGCAGAGCUGGAGCUCUCGCUGGAGUAG
Molecule: messenger RNA, 1263 nt
Organism: Cooperia oncophora
Lineage: Eukaryota; Metazoa; Nematoda; Chromadorea; Rhabditida; Trichostrongylidae
Source: the annotation of a GenBank genome assembly